AUGCCUCUGCCACCUCCGUUAUCCGCUCCUGCUGGGCGAACAAUAAGGACUGCGUUUGAGGAACUUGAUCGAGCAAUUACCCCCGCAGAUUCGAGCGAGUUUCGUGUUUCCACUCUUCAACAAGUACGAGAUGCAGCUCUUGAGAUUGAGCGGCAGCUUGCAGCGAGAGGCUCGCUUCGCAACAUGCGUCGGCUUAUGCCUCUCUUCAAGGGAAUGGAGCACUAUUCCAAAGUGAUGGAUGUUCUGUGUAACGGCACCCCGUAUCUACCGUGGAUAUGGGCACCAGUCGCUUUAAUUUUACGAAUCGCCUCGGAGUAUGUCGACGCGUUUGAGCAGAUUAUUAAAGGAUACUCGCAACUUGCGGAAUCCCUGGGAAGGUUCGAGAUCCUGGGCAAUGCUUUUAUUGGCAAUUCCGAUUUUCAGCAGACUUUGGCCGUCUUUUAUGCGGACAUUCUGCAGUUCCACAAACAUGCAUACAAAUUUGUUCGCCGAAGUGGUUGGAAACUACUAUUUCUUACAUCUUGGGGUCGAUUCCAGAGACGAUUCGACAAUAUCCUUGAAGAUAUGAAGCGGCACGAGACUUUGAUCGAUCGAGAAGCAAACGCACGCAACAUUGCCGAAGCAAGAGAAAUGCGCCAAGAGAUUCGCCGCUGGAGAGAGCAGAGCCUCGAUCAGUUGACUAGCCUUGAUGGAGAAGAGGCUGCUAAGCAAUACCAGUCCAUCAUAUCAUGGCUAAAUAUGGAUGAAUCAGACCAACUAGCCAUCUUCGAAUCAAUAUCAACUGAAGGACGUAAACACCCAGGCACUUGCUCAUGGGUGCUCAAGAAUUCCAAAAUCAGUUCCUGGCUGCAGAGGAAGCAGGAUACAUCGAUCCUCUGGUUACAGGGCACGCCAGGGUCUGGAAAGAGUGUGAUAUCGACGCAAAUCGUCACCUUCAUGCAGGCAUCCAACAUGUUCGUCAUUCACCAUUUCUGCACCUAUUUAUAUACGUCUUCUACCACCUAUGAGCAAAUACUGAGGUCAUUGCUCAUGCAGCUACUCCGAAAGGAUGGUGAUUUGGUUGCCCACGUCUAUGAAGAGUUUAUUAUGGAGAAAAAGUCGCCGACUGUACCAGCCCUUGAGAGGCUUUUACAACUCCUGUUCAAAAGCAUAUCGAACGAGCCAUCCAAAGUAGAAUAUGUGUGGAUUAUUCUAGAUGGUUUAGACGAAUGCGAGCCAGACAAGCAAGCUCGAGUAGUAAGCUUGAUGAAUCAGAUCGCGUCUGAUAGAUCGUCGUCUGGCAAUGCGACCUGCAAAGUCCUCAUAUCAAGUCGUACCUCUCCAAUCCUAUCAAAUUGUUUACGCCAAAAGCAGACAAUCUCCCUAAGCGAAGAAAAAGACUGCCUAGAAGAGGCAAUACGCCAGUAUGCAUCUCAAAGGUUGCAGUCCCUGGAACGGAAAUUCCACCAACUCCAUAUAUCGCCCGAAGAAAUUGACAAUAUCGAGCGUGGGAUUGCAAAAAAGGCAGACGGGAUGUUUCUAUAUGCCCGACUUGUUUUGGAUUAUCUCUCGACAAAUAUCUUUUAUAGCGGCGAUGAAAUCAUGACAUCCGUCAAUCAUUUGCCUGAAAAGCUUGUUGAUUUCUACCGCAAGAUUCUCCUCCAAAUACUCACCCACCUGGAUACUCGGUCGGAAAGUCGUGUUAGAUGCAUUCUCGGUUGGAUUGCAUUUGCAAAACGCCCACUGAAGAGGCUUGAGCUGUUGUCUGCAAUUACUUUUAGCUCUGGGGAAUCCGAGGUCACUCACCUUGUCCCUGAGUACUACAGAUUCCUACAGACUUCCUCAACCAACCUGAUCAUCAAUCAAGAAGAAUCGCUUCAAGAACAUGGAGUAGCUUCUGUCUGCUGUCUUCUAUCAGGGCUUCAGGUUUUUAGUAGCACGUACUCAGAACAGGCCAGAUACCUCCGAGUCAUCAAGGGCCUUCAUGGGUUUCAUGUGUACGCGACAGAAUUCUGGACUGAAUAUUUGUUGUCCAGCGCCAAGUAUGCCAAUGGGUGUCUAAGAGAGGAUUCGCGUCAAUUUCUUCUUGCCUUUCAAUUGGCAGAUGUUCUCAAUAAAGCAACCGGCUCCAUAUUGAGUGAAGAAGUUAAGAGUCAGCCAAAUGGUUUGGAUGAGCGGCUGUCAUUCUUGCGACAACAUCCCCUUCUCUAUAAACAUGUUGAAGGAGCUUUGAAGGGGAGAUCUCUCAAGCGACUUGAAGCAGAGCUCUCUCUAGAAACUCCCGAUGCGACGUCCCGAUCAUCGAAGAAUUUGCCUCCCUUGGACGGCAUUUCAGCCAUGCUCAUAAUAUAUCAAGACACUGUCAGAUCAUUGCUAGACCAACACGAUUACCCAGGAGUCACUGCCGAGGAGCUGGAGCUGUUCAAGAGCCAGUUCCGAGCCUCGGCGUUUACCUGUCGGCUCAAGUCCUGCCCUCGAGCUACACUGGGAUUUGAGUCAGAAAAGCUUCGUAUUCAGCACGAACUAACGCAUGUACGACGAUGGCGAUGCACUUUUGCCGGUUGCAAUUUCCCACCUUUUGUCUCACCCCAAGCACUGAAAAGCCACGCCGAGAAGUACCACAGUCACGGUCUUCCCCCAAGGUCUAUACGCAGCAUCCAGGUUUCGCCA
Messenger RNA from Trichoderma virens Gv29-8, 2649 nucleotides. RefSeq lists its product as uncharacterized. The annotation marks the transcript as partial. The record is from RefSeq and is a predicted model, not a curated record. Lineage: Eukaryota; Fungi; Ascomycota; Sordariomycetes; Hypocreales; Hypocreaceae. The transcript is spliced from 6 exons.